This is a messenger RNA of Cladocopium goreaui, 1468 nucleotides long. The record is from the annotation of a GenBank genome assembly. NCBI's taxonomy places the organism in Eukaryota, Dinophyceae, Suessiales, Symbiodiniaceae.
AAUGUAGUGGCCUACAAUCGGGCCAUUGGUGCUUGCACCAAGAGCCAGGACUGGCGGCAAGUGGCUGUCAUCAUGGAGGACAUGAUGCAGCUGACCGUGGAAGCCGAUGUCAUCACAUACAGUUCUGCGAUGAAUGCUUGCAGCAAGGCCCAUCGAUGGAGUUUGGCCUUGUGGCUCUUUGGAGAAAGCCUCAGGUCCGGAGGCAAUGUGAUCACCUACGGCAACGCCAUCAGUGCAUGCGAGAAGGGUCACCAAUGGCCUGCUGCUGUGCAGUUGCUGUUGGAACUACAGAUGAACACACUGCAGAGCAAUGUGAUCGUUUUCAGCGCGGCCAUCAGUGCAUGCGAGAAAGCUGGAGAAUGGCAAAUGGCCCUCGCUUUACUGGGCGAAUGCCAAGUCCAACGAGUGGAAGCCAACAGCAUCGCCUACAGCGCGGCCAUCAGCGCCUGUGAGAAAGGCCGGAAAUGGCCUGAAGCUCUUCACCUAUUGGCCUUCGCAAGCAGUACAACCGUUGAUGUGGUGAUGUACAAUGCAGUCAUUAGUGCCAUGGAGGAUUGGAAAUGGGCCGUGGCGUUGCUCCAAAAGCUGCAGGAGGAGAAACUGCAUCCUACAGUGAUCUCCUUCAACUCCUGCCUCGCAACCAUGAAAGGCGAAGCUUGGCGAAGAGCUCUUUGCAUCUUUGAGGAGAUGGUCACACUUCAGCUGAAGGCGACGCUGAUUAGCUACAACACUUUGAUCUCCUCGCUGGGCUCCUGUUACGACUCCUGGGAGAAGGCGCUGAUGCUACUGGAAGAGCUGCCACAGGAGCUGAGGCCCAACGCACGCACCUACACCGCUGCUAUGAGUGCCUGUGAGCAAGGCGAAUGCUGGGACGGGGCUCUGGCUCUUCUUGCUCUCAUCCCAGUUCCGGACCUCGUGGCCUACGGCAGUGCCGUGAGUUGCUGCCAGCGCCGCUGGCGCGAGGCCUUGGAGGUGCUGGAGCAGAUGCGACGGCGAGGACUUGAACCCAAUUUCAUCAUCUACAGUGCUGCCAUCGCCGCCUGCGAGAAAGGCGAAGAAUGGCAGAUGGCUCUACAGUUGUUGGAUCGCCUCAUUUCAGUGGACUCUAUAGUUCCCUUCAACUCCGCCCUCAGUGCUUGUGAGAAGUGCUGCGAAUGGACUUGGGCCCUGGAACUUCUGCAGUCGAUGGAGACGUCAGGCCUUGUGCCGGAUCAGAUCACCUUAAGCGCUGCCAUACUCGCCUGCGAUCGAGCCUGGCGUUGGCCAUCCGUCCUACAGCUCUUGCAGCAGCUGACGGAGAGUACAUUGAAGUUGGACGUUGUGACAUGCACUUCUUGCGUCUCAGCCUGCCAGAAGGGCGCACGAUGGCGAGAUGUUCUGACCUUGCUGGCAGCCGAAGACUUCGCGGGCCUUGAGUUGUUACGUUCCACAGAGGAGAUGUGGCUAAGCUGAUGGCGCCAAGUUGCCG